ACAGCGCAGCGGUUGCUAACGAUGCGAUGUCUCGUCUUACGGAUGAAUCUUGGGUUUAGAGGCUUCAUGGGUGCCGCGGUCACCAAAAACAAGGAAACUGGAGCCAUGGGUUUCCACUUCAGCCUCGGAUGAGCCGAAAUAAGCUGGACCCACACGAGCCCAGCGAGCUGCCCCGGCCUGCAGGGGGCGCUCCCUUGUCCCCGACACCCUCUCCAGUCAUGGCGGGCUUCAAGCGGGGAUAUGACGGUAAAAUUGCCGGCCUGUAUGAUCUGGACAAGACGCUGGGGCGGGGCCACUUCGCUGUGGUCAAGCUGGCGCGGCACGUUUUCACCGGGGAGAAGGUGGCGGUGAAGGUUAUCGACAAGACCAAGCUGGACACAGUGGCGACGGGCCACCUCUUUCAGGAAGUGCGCUGCAUGAAGCUGGUGCAGCACCCCAACAUCGUGCGCCUGUACGAAGUGAUAGACACUCAGACAAAGCUGUACCUGAUCUUGGAGCUGGGGGAUGGGGGGGAUAUGUUUGACUACAUCAUGAAACAUGAGGAGGGCCUGAACGAGGAGUUGGCCAAGAAGUACUUUGCCCAGAUCGUCCACGCCAUCUCUUACUGCCACCGACUGCAUGUGGUGCACAGGGACCUGAAGCCUGAGAACGUGGUGUUCUUCGAGAAACAAGGACUGGUGAAGCUCACUGACUUUGGCUUCAGCAACAAAUUUCAGCCAGGGAAGAAGCUUACCACCAGCUGCGGCUCUCUGGCGUACUCGGCUCCUGAAAUCCUCCUUGGCGACGAGUAUGACGCUCCAGCCGUAGACAUCUGGAGCCUUGGCGUGAUCCUGUUCAUGUUGGUUUGCGGCCAGCCGCCUUUCCAGGAAGCAAACGACAGCGAGACUCUCACCAUGAUCAUGGACUGUAAAUACACUGUACCAGCCCACGUCUCCAGCGCCUGCAGAGAUCUGAUAGACCGCAUGCUGCAGAGGGACCCCAAGCGCAGAGCGUCACUGGAGGAGAUUGAGAGCCACACCUGGCUGCAGGGGGUGGACCCCUCACCUGCCACCAAGUACAGCACUCCUCUGGUCUCCCACAAGAACUUGUCGGAGGAGGAGCAUAACAGCAUCAUCCAGCGCAUGGUGCUGGGAGACAUCGCUGACCGGGAGGCUAUAGUGGAAGCCCUGGAGACCAACAAAUACAACCACAUCACAGCAACAUACUACCUGUUAGCGGAGCGGAUCCUGAGGGAAAAGCAGGAGAAGGAGGUCCAGACCCGCUCCUCCAGCCCCAGCAACAUGAAGGCACAAUUCAGGCAGUCCUGGCCGACCAGAAUGGACAUGCAUCAGGACAUAGAGGACUCUCUGGCUUCCUCGUCCAUCUCUCAUGCCGGGGGCCCCCAGUCACCGGCCCGCAGCGCAGAGAACCUGCUGAACGGACACCGCUCCAAAGGCAUGAUGGACCUGGGCCGGCGGGAGGAGGCCACGGUCACCGACUCAGCUCAGGGAGCCUGUGCAGCAGCAUCUUCUGCUGCUGGGACCUUCAGAGCUGCAGGUCCCUCCACAUCAGGGGCCAAGCAGAGGGCCUGUCUGUUCAGGGUGGAGGAAGAUGAAGAGGAGGAGGAAGAGCAGGACCCGUCGCCCCUGCCGACCCAGGUGAUCCUGCGGCGGAAACCUCCCUCCAUCACCAACCGCCUCACCUCCAGGAAGAGCGCCCCGGUGCUCAACCAGAUCUUUGAGGAGGAGGGUGAGUCGGACGACGACUUUGAGAUGGAUGAGGGUCUGCCGCCCAAACUCAGCCGGCUCAAGAUGAACAUCGCCGGCGGGGCAGGGGGUGUGGGCUCCGGGGCCACUUCGGCCGCGUCCCCCGGCCCAACGCAGAAACGCUACCACAGGCGCAAGAGCCAGGGCCGGGGGUCAUCCUGCUCCAGCUCGGAGACCAGCGACGAUGACUCAGAAAGCCACAGGAGGCGCCUGGACAAGGACUCGGGUUUCACCUACAGCUGGAACCGGAGGGACAGCAGCGAGGGGCCCCCCGGCAGCGAAGGUGGUACUGGGGGGGGCAGCAGCUCCGGCCAAGGGAAGCCCCCCUCGGAGGGUGGCGGCUCCUCUGGCCCCGACAGAGGCAGUCCCCCUGGUAACGGGGAGAGGGAAGGUGGUAGCAGUGGAGGAGGUGGCAGUGGGGCCGGCGGGGGCCACCAGGGACAGGAUCGACCCUCCAGCUGCUGCAGCAGCUCCACCAAGCCGGCCCUCAGCACGGCGAGCCGGCCCUCCCGCACAGCGAGCCGCAGCACCGAGCUGGUGGAGAGUCUGAAGCUGAUGAGCCUCUGCCUCAGCUCUCAUCUGCAGCAGCGCAGCGGGCGCGGGGGCCGAGCCGGGGGCGGGGCCAAGGUCAUCCUGGACCCCCGGGGCAUCAAGGAGAAACCGACAUGGAGGAUCUGCAUCGGCUCCACCAACAGCCUGGACUCCAUCGGCCUCCCCGCCGUCGGCCUGCCCCGCUCCCACGCCGUGCUGCACCUCCGCCAGAAGGGGGCGCCGCCCGGCAGCAGGGACGCUCACGGCAACAUGAACGGCCUGAAAAACGGCGUACUGCACCUACCUCUGUGUGAGAAGAGCAUCUCUGUUAACAUCCAGCAUGGCUCCAGAGACGCUCUGCUGUGUACCUCAGCUCCAGCCAGCUGCUGCCAGGUCAUCUGAGGCCCUGACCCCUCACCUCUCCACCUGCUCCACCCGCUCCACCUGCUCCACCCACCUCCUCUCACCUCCUCUCACCUCCUCUCAGCUCCUCUGUUUUAAACGGCUGGUUUUAGCUGCUUGCUUGUACCAUUUUCACUUGUUUUUUUUUGGUUAUUUCUUUUUUAACCAACUGCACUUUAUCGUUCUUUAGCUGAAUGUCAGAAUUGAGUCCAUUUUGAUAAAGAAGUGAAACCACUGUACAUCGCUUUUUAUAUGAGCUUAAACAGCUCACAGCUGAAUUUAGGUGAAAUGAUGUCUGUUGAUGGAACAGCUCGGCGACUUUUUUGGUCGUAAGUUUUCCAGGCCUGGGUCAAAUCUGAACUGCAACGUGGAAUGUUGCAGGAUGUGAUGGAAAGCAGAGCUUCAGUCAGAUUCGGGUUCAGAGUUCUGGGUCUGGUUUGAGUUUCCAGUCGGACCCGAUUCUUCUGCUCUGUCAGCCUGUCUGACAUUCAUCUGGUGCUGUUAGGUUCUACAGCUCUGGGAGUUUGAGCUGUGGAGGAACAGCACCAGAACAGGUUUCAUGGUUCAGACUCAUGAUGAGGUCCCACUGACAUGUUCCAGCUUGUCCAGACAUUAACCACAGCAGCACCAAAGUGUCCUCUGUGUCCUCUGUGUCGCUAUAAACCUUCUGAUUUUACUGUUUUUACCUCUAAUGAGGCAGAAUUACAGAAAGUGUGAUAUUCUGGUUCUGCCCACUUUUAGUCCCAUUUCCAAGCUGUUCAAAAUCUUGACCCAGUUAAGAGUUCAUGCUGAAAUGGAACCAGUGACCCACCAGUUUGCUUGGGUGAAAACUGGAGGAACUGGUUUAACACUGAACCUGGUUCUGGUGGAAAGGCCUCCCUGAAUGUAAAGCCAUAGAUGACACAAACACUUCCUUUUGGCCUUUAUUAAUGAGCGUGAAGUUCAAAGGUCAUCAUGUUCCUUCAUCAGGAGGAGGGAAGUCCAAGGCUGGCUGGAGUGUCAGGCAUUAGGACAGCAACUUAUUCAUAUUUUUACUAAAAUGUUGAUUCCUUCCAUUAAAACAAUCAUUUUUGCAGAAUCUCCUCCUGAUGUCUGAGUCCAGACACAAACAUCCGACUCUUCAGCUCUACUUUUCCUCCUGUUGCACUCAGACAAUCUGCAGCUCCUCUUCCUGUCAGACUUUCCUCUGCAGCUUUAAAGCUCUGAUCAAAAUCUACACAUGAACAUGAAUGAUGAUCAUAUUGGCUGCUAAUAAUUAGAACCGGUCAUUUUUCAGAGAGGGAUUAUUAUACAGCUGCAGGAUGCUUUGUAACAACUGCUUUAAAUGAGUUUCCUCUGAUAUAGACAGAUAAAAAAAAUAUGCACAUACAUUAAUAUUUAUUUAAAUGUGGCACCCGGAGCUCCUUACCAGGGUUCCUGGUCGGCUUCAGACUGACAUUGGUAUGGAAUAUAAAACAAAAAUAACAAAUUCAAAGGAUUUUGACAUAAUUAGAGAAUUCUAAGGGGAACAAAAAUCAGAAUGUUUGAUUUUUUUUCUUGAGAUUCCAACAUGGUAACACUGUCAUAAGCAAGAUAAAACAUGAUGUCAUGGACAUGAAAGACUCUUCAUGAAUCAUGAGCAUUUUAAUGGACUUUUAAUUCAAGUUUCAAUGCAACUUUAUUUACCGAAUGACACUUGAUGACAACAAUCAUAAACAUUCAUGAAGAGUCCUUCAUGUUCAUAACAGGUGUUAAGUCAUGUUUAUGACAGUCAAAUAAAGUGUCACCUCUAACUUUCUUCUUGGGAUUUUGACGUUUUCUUGGAUUUCUGAUCUUUAUACAGAAUUUUAAGAAAAGUCAAAAUCCUGAAAUUUUAAGUAAGGAUCUAGAUUUUUUUUCUCUCUCUCUCAGUAUUCUGACUUUAAAAGAUUAAAAUUAAUGUCAGAAUUCCGACUUUUUUGUAAAAAGUCAAAUUUGUCAGAUUAAUGUCCGAUUUUUUUAUUUUAUUCUCAUUAGCUAUGAGAAAAUGAGCUGAUAGAUUUUGGUUUUCUCCUCCUCGCACCAGAAAGUCUCCCAAAGCUCACUGCUCAUGCGGCUCCUGAGUCAUGUGUUGUGUACAUAUAGCGUUAUGAAGAUGAAAAAUGUAUUUUUUAAACAUGUACAUUUUAUGAAAUGUCUGCUGUUUGAUUUUUCGUUGUUUUUAUUUGUUUCUUGCCGGUGUGAGUUUUUGUUUUGUUUUUUAAAAAAUCAGCCAUAUGAGAGUCAGCAGAAAGUGGAGGAGCGGCCAUGUUUUAGGGCAUUGGCAAUAAGCUAUAGCAUGUGUUGCAGCUAUCUGUACAGACGUUUCAUUAGCUUCACUUUUUCUGUCGAUUCCAAACAUGAGCAGCUUCUCAGCGGCCGCCGUCAACUUUUAGUUUCAUCGGAGAUUUCCUGAAGAACCAAAUGUACAUAGAGUUGUAAAUAUGGUGCUCUCUUUACCUAGAACAUUUUGGUGCAUAGUUGUACAGUAAAACUAGCCUUAUAAUGACCGUAGUAAUCCUGUAUGGAUGUGUUAGUCGCGUGGGCAAAAUGACAGUUCUCUUCAUACCGUCAGGUGUCUGACUGUUGUCUUUACUCAGCUGUUUUCAGGUGAAUGAUGUGCAUGUGUCUCAGUGUUGGAGCAGAAUCAGCCACAGAAAUCCUACUGGACCAAAAGGCAACAAACAGGAAAAAAAAAAAAAAACAUCACUGUAAUAUUCUGUAGUUGAUAACUGUUGUCAGACAAUACAUAUAGCUCUAGUAAUAUCCCAAAAAAUAAAAGUUGAUUUUUGUCUUUUA
This is a messenger RNA of Poeciliopsis prolifica (blackstripe livebearer), 5474 nucleotides long. It is a transcript of the gene snrka, whose product is annotated as SNF related kinase a. Gene Ontology annotation, cellular component: cytoplasm. The record is from RefSeq and is a predicted model, not a curated record. Gene Ontology annotation, molecular function: tau-protein kinase activity; protein serine/threonine kinase activity; ATP binding. Bases 129 to 2678 code for a protein of 849 amino acids. NCBI's taxonomy places the organism in Eukaryota, Metazoa, Chordata, Actinopteri, Cyprinodontiformes, Poeciliidae. Gene Ontology annotation, biological process: intracellular signal transduction; protein phosphorylation; microtubule cytoskeleton organization. The transcript has 8 exons.